GAGAUGACGUCAGAUAACUGUUGAGUUUAUUAAACUCAAUUACUUCAAGAUUAAGAAAAAGUGAUGAAGUAGGUGCAUCACCUAGUUAUUAUACGUGGAUGAUUUUUGUUUCCUCAUGGCUACAUGAAAGCCACGUACCAUAUUGAUAAUUAGGUGGUGUAGGUAGUGGAUUACAUUUGUUUUCUUCCUAAUUAAGCUAUGAUGAUGUGUAUUGUAGCUAGCUAGUUUUGAAUCUCUAUAAAUAGGGGUAGUAGUAGUUUAAUGUAAUCAAUCAAGAGAAAAGGAAGUGGUGAAUUGAGAGAAAGAGCCGUAGCUCAUAGAUAAACAGUGAGAGUUUGUAGUGCUGAAGCACAUCUUUUUGUUUUUGUAUUUUGUAAUCCUUUUGUGAGAAGCUUAUUAAUACUUAUCCUCCAUAUUUCAUCCUUGUUGAGUGCUCCUAUAUUUUGUGUGUCAAAUAUCCAACAAAUCUGGUAUCUAGAGCCACUCGAUCCUACCUAUGGCGACAACGUUGAAUAUGGUUCAACCCCAGAUUCCCAAAUUAGAGAAACACAAUUAUGGGAAUUGGAGUAUUCAGAUGCGAGUCUUGUUGCAAUCACAAGAGUUGUGGGAUAUUGUUCAAGACGGCUACACCGAACCUGUCUCCCAAGAAGCCGAAGAUGCCCUGACAAACAACCAGAAGAACGCCCUCAAAGAUGCAAGGAAACGAGACAAGAAGGCAUUGUUCAAUAUCUAUCAAGGUAUUGAUGAAACCACGUUCGAGAAAGUAAGUGCAGCCACCACGUCAAAACAAGCCUGGGAGAUUUUGAAGAAUUCUUUCACUGGUAUUGAUAAGGCGAUACGAGUUCGACUGCAGAUCCUACGUGGCGAGUUCGAAAGUUUGACCAUGUCUGAAACGGAGAGCAUUUCAGACUAUUUCGCAAGAACAUUAGUUAUUGUGAAUCAAAUGAAACGGCAAGGAGAGAUAGUUGAAGAUGUUCGUGUCAUUGAGAAAAUUCUUCGUUCCUUGACGUCAAAAUUUGAGCACGUCAUUGCGGCUAUCGAAGAAUCAAAAGAUCUCAACACUAUGUCAAUCGACCAGUUACAGAGCAGCUUGGAAGUCCACGAGCAACGCAUGAAGAAAAAGACAACUCCGUCACUUGAGCAUAUGCUACAAGCAAAGAUGUCGAUACAAGAAGACAAGAAGUUUGAGCCUGGGACAUCACGUGGCGGAUACAACCGAGGUAGAAGCCGAGGACGAGGCUAUCGUGGCCGAGGAGGACGCGGCCAAAAUUAUCAUUACGAAGGAGGACGUGGCCAGAAUUACCAAAAUCGAGGAGGACGAGGUCAGAAUUAUCAAAAUGAGGGAGGACGUCAAAAUUCCACCUAUCGAGGCAGAGGUCGGAAUUCUUAUGGACAACGAGGACGAGGAAGAGGACAAUACAGAGGCGGUUAUUCUCAAACCUAUAAUCAACCAGGGUUUGAUAAAGCAAAUGUCGAGUGCUAUACUUGUCACGAAUUCGGGCAUUACAGCUAUGAAUGUCCAACAGCCGGAAAUACCAGAUCCAACCAACAAGUCCAUUAUGCCGAUGGUGGAGACAAUAAUGAGCAGGUAAUUUCAACCUCUCUUUUUACUCAUAAAGGACUUGAGGGUGAUCAGUGCAGCACGUGGUACUUGGAUACUGGAGCUAGUAACCACAUGUGCGGGAACAAGGAACUCUUCGUGGAGCUGAAGGAGACAUCUUAUGGGGAUGUUACUUUUGGAGAUUCCUCCAAAGUAGCGGUGCAAGGAAAAGGUAAUAUCUUGAUUAAGUUGAAGAAUGGAAAUCAUGGUUUUAUAUAUGACGUCUAUUAUGUGCCUGCUAUGAAGAGCAAUAUUUUGAGCCUUGGUCAAUUGCUGGAGAAAGGAUUUGAUGUUAAUAUCAAGAAUUCUUAUUUGUCUAUCAAUGAUGCUCGAGGUAGUUUGGUUGCCUGUGUGAAGAUGUCCAAAAAUAGAUUAUUUGCAUUGAACAUGAAACAUGAUAUGUUGAAGUGCAUGAAUACUAUUGUUAAAGAUGAAUCGUGGUUAUGGCAUUUGCGUCUUGGACAUCUGAAUUUUGGUGGUUUGAAGCUUUUGUCUUCAAAGAAUAUGGUGUUUGAAGAAGCUCAAACAUGGAGCUGGGAGGAUAAAAAAGUUGCAAGCUCGUCAGAAAUUGUACCUGAUCAGCAAGAAGAUGCACGUGAAGUUGAAGAACCUGAUUCACCAACAUCAUCUCAAGGUCCAGUCGGAAGGCCAAGAAGGAUGUGCAAUCUGAACGAUAUAUAUGAAGCUACCGAAGAAGUUGAUGAAGCCGUGGAGGAAAAUGUGAAUCUUAUUUGUUUUUAUAUGGAUGCUGAUCCUAUUGCUUAUACAGAUGCUGCACAAGAAAUGAAAUGGAAGAUUGCAAUGGAUGAAGAAAUCAAUGCGAUUGAGAAAAAUGAUACUUGGUCGUUGACAACACUGCCAGAAGGCCGAAAAGCAAUUGGUGUGAAAUGGGUGUUCAAAACAAAGAAAAAUGCCAAUGGUGAAGUGCAAAGGUACAAAGCGAGGUUAGUGGUGAAAGGAUAUAAGCAGAAGGCCGGAAUUGAUUAUAGUGAAGUCUUCGCUCCUGUUGCUCGUCUUGAGACGAUCAGAUUAUUUAUCUCGCUGGCAGCCCAACACAAUUGGAAGAUUUAUCAGCUCGAUGUGAAGUCGGCUUUUCUAAAUGGUUUUCUUGAAGAAGAAAUUUAUGUGGAGCAACCUGAAGGUUAUGUGAAACGAGGAGCUGAGAAUAAAGUUUACAGAUUGAAGAAAGCUUUGUACGGGCUCAAGCAAGCACCUCGUGCAUGGAAUUCCAGAAUUAAUGAGUAUUUUCUGAAGAAUGGUUUCGUGAAGUGUCCCUAUGAACAUGCUCUAUACUUGAAGAAAGAUGCUAAAGGUAACAUGUUAUUCGUUUGCCUAUAUGUCGAUGAUCUUAUUUUUACUGGAAAUUGUGAAACAAUGUUUCAUACCUUCAAGAAGAGCAUGAUCAAGGAGUUCGAGAUGACGGACAUUGGUUUGAUGGCACAUUUUCUGGGAAUUGAGGUAGUACAAAAUGAAGAUGGGAUAUUUAUCUCUCAAAGCUCAUUUGCAAAACAAAUCUUGGAGAAAUUCAAAAUGGAGUCCUGCAAUCCUGUUAACACUCCCGUGGCGAUCGGUCAAGAAUUAAGGAAGCAUGAUGGUGAAGCUGAGGUGGAUCCAACUUACUUCAAAAGCCUCGUUGGAAGUUUACGAUAUAUAACGUGCACUAGGCCCGAUAUUCUCUAUGGAGUUGGAUUAAUCAGCAGAUACAUGGAAACGCCGUCACAAUCUCAUUUGAAUGCAGUUAAGAGGAUUUUGCGCUAUAUUAAAGGUACGCUGAAUGAAGGUAUAUUUUAUCCCUUUAAUCAAGAAGUUAAGCUCAUUGGUUAUUCGGAUAGCGAUUGGGGAAGAGACUUGGAUGAAAGAAAGAGCACUACCGGCUACUGUUUUUAUAUUGGAGAUGCUGUCUUUACUUGGUCGUCAAAGAAGCAAGCUAUAGUGACACUCUCAACAUGUGAAGCUGAGUAUGUUGCAGCAAGUUCAACGGUGUGCCAUUGCAUUUGGUUGAGAAAUUUAUUAACUUUUCUGGGAUUCGCGCAACAAGGCCCGACAGAGAUACGUGUUGAUAAUAAGUCUGCAAUAGCACUUGCUAAAAAUCCAGUGUUCCACGGAAGAAGUAAACAUAUUGAUACUCGUUAUCAUUUUAUUCGGGAACACGUGAACCAAAAUGAUGUGGAGCUAGUGUACUGCAAGUCACAAGAUCAAAUUGCUGACAUUUUUACGAAGCCACUAAAACAGGAUGUCUUUAGAAGAUUGAAAUUUAUGCUUGGCAUGAAAACCUUGAAGAAUUGAGUUUAAGGGAGGAUGUUGAGUUUAUUAAACUCAAUUACUUCAAGAUUAAGAAAAAGUGAUGAAGUAGGUGCAUCACCUAGUUAUUAUACGUGGAUGAUUUUUGUUUCCUCAUGGCUACAUGAAAGCCACGUACCAUAUUGAUAAUUAGGUGGUGUAGGUAGUGGAUUACAUUUGUUUUCUUCCUAAUUAAGCUAUGAUGAUGUGUAUUGUAGCUAGCUAGUUUUGAAUCUCUAUAAAUAGGGGUAGUAGUAGUUUAAUGUAAUCAAUCAAGAGAAAAGGAAGUGGUGAAUUGAGAGAAAGAGCCGUAGCUCAUAGAUAAACAGUGAGAGUUUGUAGUGCUGAAGCACAUCUUUUUGUUUUUGUAUUUUGUAAUCCUUUUGUGAGAAGCUUAUUAAUACUUAUCCUCCAUAUUU
Messenger RNA from Salvia splendens (bonfire salvia), 4299 nucleotides. RefSeq lists its product as uncharacterized. The transcript has a single exon. The record is from RefSeq and is a predicted model, not a curated record. Gene Ontology annotation, molecular function: zinc ion binding; nucleic acid binding. The coding region runs from base 497 to 3886 and encodes 1129 amino acids. NCBI's taxonomy places the organism in Eukaryota, Viridiplantae, Streptophyta, Magnoliopsida, Lamiales, Lamiaceae.